Messenger RNA from Diatraea saccharalis (sugarcane borer), 1937 nucleotides. The record is from the annotation of a GenBank genome assembly. Lineage: Eukaryota; Metazoa; Arthropoda; Insecta; Lepidoptera; Crambidae.
CGAGUGGUUGGUAUCGGCAGUCGUUCGCCACACGCAUUGUGAUACGCUCAUCGCCGUUCUCGGACAAAAAUGUGUCUCGGAUACAUUGUGUACUGAAGUUUGUGUCAGUGCUCGUGUUAACUCUCGUCAUAAUACUGUACAUUACUGCUAAUUUAUCAUAAGACUCAGAAAUGAUGGCACCCGAAACAGUGGUAACCGUGGAUCACAACAAACCGAAUUCACCACCUCAGCAGCAGCAACAGCAGCAGGGGAAUGCGCUCGAAUGGAUCAAAUUCAACGUUGAUUACUUCAAAACACCGCCUGGCCUACUCAAAGUUAUCGAAUUGGUUUUAGGCAUUCUGUGUAUGGCGCUCGGCUCGCCGUGGUAUUCAACGUUCUUCGUGUUCGUUGCUGUCACGUGUUUUAUCACUACACUGUUGUGGAGUUUUGUGUACCUGCUCAGUGUCAGAGAAGCACUUAAGCUGCCCAUCAAUUGGGUGUUAUCGGAGUUGAUCGGUACCGGUAUCCAGACGUUGAUGUACUUCAUAGCGUUCAUCAUCAUGUUCGCGAAUACGUCAUCCAUAUACGGCCCCUACUACGGGAGUAACGUCGCGGCAGCUGUGUUCGGUUUAUUCAACACUGUGGCGUACGCUGGAAGCUCUUUCUUCUUGUUCAAAGACCACAGAAGCGCAAUGGCUGUGUCAUCGUGAGGUGUACGCUGCAACUACGGUGGCCAGUAAAAUAAAAAUCCAAAUAUCCGAUUUCACCACUCUGGAACAUAACGAGUACCCAAAUUUAAUAUCACAGAACUCAACGAAUGUUAUAAAUCUAAAUAUAUUGAUUUUACGAAUCGUAAAACGCAUCUAAACGUAAUCAUGACAUCAAACACUUGUUAUGAUAAUGGGAAGUUUAUACAUGAUUAAAUCUGUUUAACAUUAAGCGAUAUAUUUUUUUAAAUAUGAUUUUAGAGAAAAGAAAACUGCAUUUGUACUUUAGUUUUUUUUUUAAUAUAAACAUACAAUUUGACGAAUCGCUUUGGAAUUAUUGAGAUUUCAGUGUAAAGUUUUUAUAUUCAAAUCUGGUUUUCUUUAUAUCUACAGGUUGUUGAUUUAACCACUAUGUUUAUGGCCAUAUAGAAUAUACUUAUGUAAGUCCACCUUCCAUCUAUAUGUAUUAGGAGCACGUGUCUUAUUUAGUGCCUUCAUUUUAUAUAAUCAUUAGGAAGAUAAUCUAUCAAAUGACAUGCGAUAUAUAGGCAAAAAUUGAUCAAUGUUUCAAAAUUUAAAUCCGAAUUCAGCACGCUUAACGUGAGCGGAUGUAGGAGUUAUAUUUUAAUGUCAAACGAGAGAAUUCUUGAUAAGUUUAGAUUGUAAUUAAAUGAAUAAUUUAAUUUAUGCUUGUUAUAAAUGUUAGACUAGUCUUACAGUGAAACAGUUUUAUUGUAACGAACAAAAAUAUUCUUUAUUUGUAUUAAUUUACUAUAUAAAUUGAUAGCUCAAAUAUGUAUUUAUUUAGUUCAAGAGUCCAAACAUUAGCCGGUAAUUUUAUGAAACUUUUAAACUCUUGAGUGUGUGUUGGUCCGAAGGUGUCCUGUCGUCUGUUUGUUUGCACACGGCACAACUCUCAGGAGGUUAAUUUUAAUAAAUAAAAUGAGCAUAUUUUUUAAAUACUUGAUUUGCAUAUCAGUCGUAAUUCAGUAUCGUCAUUUAUGAACAGAAGUCUGUUGAUGACAGUUUUAUUAAUCUAAUAUUUUAUUAUUAAGCAUGACUUUUGAGAUGGGUAAUUACGUGACUCGGUGUAAGCUAUUAUGAUUGAAAAUUCUCAAGUAUUUAAUCUCAAUUAUAUUUACUGUUAGUUACACUCUGUGAGUUAUGGUGCAUUGUAUUCAUAAUUAUAAAUAUUUCUUGUAUACGAGUGUACGUAUUAAUAUAAUAUUGGUACAUUUUGUGUCACUUAGC